UCGGUGCCGAGUGCCCGCGCCAGCACGAGCCGUAACCGCAGCGCCAGCAGUCCCCGCCGGGACAUGAUCCUGCCCUGCGCCCUGGUGGUCGCGCUCCUGGCUGUCGGCCGAGCAGCCAAUCCUUGUUGUUCAAACCCAUGCCAGAACAGAGGAGUAUGCAUGACAACAGGGUUCGAUCGAUAUGAGUGUGACUGUACAAGGACGGGAUUUUAUGGGGAAAACUGCACAACACCGGAAUUCUUCACCUGGCUGAAGCUAACGCUGAAACCCACGCCAAACACUGUCCACUACAUUCUCACUCACUUUGAAGGGGUCUGGAACAUCAUCAACAACAUUCCCUUCUUACGGGAUGCUAUUAUGAGAUAUGUGCUUAUGUCAAGAUCACAUUUAAUUGACAGCCCACCAACUUACAACAGUGACUAUAAUUACAAAAGCUGGGAAGCAUAUUCCAAUCUCUCCUAUUACACAAGAAGCCUGCCACCAGUAGGACAUGACUGCCCAACACCAAUGGGUGUUAAAGGUAAGAAAGAGCUCCCAGAUUCAAAGCUGAUUGUGGAGAAAUUCUUGCUGAGGAGGAAAUUUAUUCCUGACCCACAAGGCACGAAUGUGAUGUUCACAUUCUUUGCUCAACACUUCACUCAUCAGUUCUUCAAGACAGACCACAAGAAAGGACCUGGCUUCACUAAAGCUCUCGGCCAUGGGGUUGACUUGAACCAUAUUUAUGGAGAGACUCUAGACAGACAACUUAAACUAAGACUUCUUAAGGAUGGAAAGCUAAAAUACCAGAUGAUUGAUGGGGAAAUGUAUCCACCCACAGUGAAGGACACUCAGGCCGAAAUGUUAUACCCUCCUCACGUUCCUGAACACUUGCAGUUUUCUGUUGGGCAGGAGGUGUUUGGUUUGGUUCCAGGUUUAAUGAUGUACGCUACAAUAUGGCUCAGAGAACACAAUCGAGUCUGUGACAUCCUGAAACAGGAGCACCCAGAAUGGGAUGACGAGCGACUAUUCCAAACUACUAGACUCAUAUUGAUAGGAGAGACAAUUAAGAUUGUUAUUGAGGACUAUGUACAACACCUGAGUGGCUACCACUUCAAACUGAAGUUUGAUCCUGAGCUGUUGUUCAACCAGCGCUUCCAAUAUCAGAACCGCAUUGCAGCUGAAUUCAAUACUCUGUACCACUGGCACCCACUUCUGCCAGACACUUUCCAGAUACAUGACCAGGAGUACACUUUCCAGCAGUUCCUCUACAACAACUCUAUAAUGCUGGAGCAUGGGCUUUCCCAUAUGGUGAAGUCUUUCUCCAAGCAAAGUGCUGGCAGGGUUGCUGGGGGAAAAAAUGUUCCUGCUGCAGUAGAGAAGGUAGCAAAAGCUUCGAUUGACCAAAGCAGACAAAUGAGAUACCAGUCCUUGAAUGAGUACAGGAAGCGCUUCAUGUUGAAACCGUUUAAAUCAUUUGAAGAACUUACAGGCGAAAAAGAAAUGGCAGCAGAACUGGAAGAGCUUUAUGGAGACAUUGAUGCUAUGGAGCUGUAUCCAGGCCUCCUCGUAGAGAAGCCACGGCCAGGCGCCAUCUUUGGCGAAACGAUGGUGGAAAUCGGAGCGCCGUUCUCCCUGAAGGGACUGAUGGGAAACGCUAUCUGCUCCCCUGAGUACUGGAAGCCCAGCACUUUUGGAGGAAAAGUAGGCUUUGAAAUAAUCAAUACUGCCUCCUUCCAGAAGCUCAUCUGCAACAAUGUGAAAGGCUGUCCUUUCAGUGCUUUCCAUGUCUUAAACCCUGAACCCACGGAGGCAACCAUUAAUGUUAGUACUUCAAACACGGCAAUGGAAGACAUCAACCCCACGUUACUACUGAAAGAGCGAUCUGCUGAGUUAUAAAGUGUGCAUCUAUUUAUUUAUUUAAUAAUAUAAAUUAUUGUAUUUAUAGCUUAAUUAUUAUUACUAUUUUUAAAAGCUCACAUGUCUUCACUUUGGAGUUUGCCCAGAUUUCUUACUCGGGUAAGGCUUCCAUUUACAAAAGGGAUUUUUCUGUGUUUGAGCUCAGGAGCAAAUCCCUUGUUUAAAAUCUUCUGUAGCAGAACUAGGUAUUCCAAAGUGGACAACGUUCCGGGUUUUUUAUAUCGCUUUCUUACUUGACAGAAAGGGCAUUUUUUUUGUUGUGGGUUUUUUCACUUUGUAAGUCACAACACUACAAAAGCAAGUUACUUUCUCAGCUCUUUAGACUUGAAAAUAGGCACUCAGACUAAAAGGACAAGAACUCGACUCACUGCAAUUGAUAAUUUUUGGCAGUUUUCAUUAUUGGCACUCCAAAGAUGAAUAAUAGGUACUUAACGCAACUUUUAAUGUAAACUCAGAAAAUGAGUUGCAUUUCCUCAUUGAUACUACCUCUCCUUUAUUGCAAAUAAGGCACUUUGUACAGUAACUUGCAGGUUCUCUUUUGUGUGUAAAUCUGUGCUUUCCUGUGGCAUUACACCUUAUUUUAAGGGAAUGGAACUUGCCUUGCAUCCUACUUCUGUAACACAUGCUUCAAAGCCACAAGUAUUAUUUGUGCUGGGAAUGAUCCUGGUGGUGCUGAGGCAGAAACAACUAACCAUCAGGCUGGAAUAUGAGGUUGCUUCUAUAUUGAUAGAGAAAUUUUAUUUUGCAAGUUUGGGGCUCUUACAGUCCAACAUAUUAGUGUUCUUUCCAUAGCUGUAACUUUCUGGUGUACUUGAUAAUGUAACUUUAAUCCCUGCCAUUUUAUGGACAAAUGGACAGUAUAGUUAAGGAUGUGACUCCAGUAUAGAACUAUCCUGGCUUCUUAGAAGUUAGUUAUCCUGGUUCUGAGCGUACCUCCAAAAACAAUGAUCUCAGUGAUGGUAUAGUAGAACUGGGAAGCUGUGUAACCAUGCACAGCAAAAAUGAAUCCUGAACUGAUUUAGUCAAGUCUUGGCACUACAAAAUUUUGCUAUGUUUGCAAGCUACAGUCAUGCCUUAGUUUUAUUUAUUUGGGAGUGGGAGAUGAAAUGUCCUGUUUAUAAAACAGGAACACUUUAACCAAAUAUUUUUGUGUUAACUGGCCAAUUCCUUUUAAGGUUGAAAGAUCCUAUACACAUUUUCCUGAUCCAGCACUAAACUCUCUAGUAUUACCUGGGCAUAUAAGAACUUGCACUUUUUUUUUUUUUUUUUUUUUUUUUUUUUUUUUUCCCAGUACUUCAACUUGCAUAGAAGGGUGUUUGGGGGUUUUUGGUUUUAGUUUCUGGAGGGGAAAUGCAGAAGAACAUCUUCCCCUAUAAAAACAGCUCUGGAACUACAGUGUUUUUUAAAGUCACCCCAGACUGCAGUAGAGAGGCAACACAAUAGUUUGUGCCAAGAAAAAGAUAAGUUCAUGACUACUUGCAAAAAGCUUAAUCUUGUACUACAUCUGACUCUUUGCAACCUCUUUGUUGAGGCUUGGUAACGCGUAAUAAGGACUACAGUACUAGAAGGGCUUGAUUGUGGCUUCUGUGUCCUUGUUAAAGACAUUGGCUAUCAUUUGCAGUGUAAGUUUGUAAUCCUUAAUGCAAAUACCUGAAUUUGGUAUUGAUUAUUACAGGACAUCCUGUGUCUGAUUUGAGAUUGUUUUUGAGAUAGAUGCCUUAGAGUUAGAAGGGGCAUUUAUUUUAUUUUUUUUUUUUUUUUUUUUUUUAUCUUCUACUUGAGGCACUAAGAUGAUGAGCUUCUGUUGCUUUCUAUUGAAAGGUGGUCAGCACAGUAAAGUGUCUGACAGAUGACCAAAUAAUUUAAUUGUCAUUCAAUUCUUGCAAUACCAUUUUUGGAAUAUACUUCUGCAGAGCAGCCUUCCACCACUGACAAGGAAAACUGUUUGCCUUAGAAAUGAAGCAACAAGAACUUAAACGUUUUUAAUUUUCUACCCCAAAAUGACUAAAGCUGUCUCCCUUUGAAUUUAAGUUAGAUAUAAGCUGCUUUGGAAAGGAAUCAUGUUCACUUUGCAUUUUGUACUUUGCAACCACGCUUUGGCAGUCAUUUGUGUUUCCCAACCUGCUGGGUUAGGCUGGGCUCAAGUUGCUGAUGAUAAAUGUGUAUGUAUGUCUGAGAUUAUUUAUUUAAAAUUCUGUGGAAUUGUUUUUCACUUUAUUUUUAUAGAACAAGAGUUUUUAAAAUGCAGUUGUUUCAAUAAAUAAAUUGAGAGUCUUA
Messenger RNA from Rhea pennata, 4173 nucleotides. It is a transcript of the gene PTGS2, whose product is annotated as prostaglandin-endoperoxide synthase 2. The transcript has 10 exons. Gene Ontology annotation, biological process: cyclooxygenase pathway; response to oxidative stress. The coding region runs from base 64 to 1875 and encodes 603 amino acids. Lineage: Eukaryota; Metazoa; Chordata; Aves; Rheiformes; Rheidae. Gene Ontology annotation, molecular function: peroxidase activity; oxidoreductase activity, acting on single donors with incorporation of molecular oxygen, incorporation of two atoms of oxygen; prostaglandin-endoperoxide synthase activity. The record is from RefSeq and is a predicted model, not a curated record. Gene Ontology annotation, cellular component: cytoplasm; neuron projection.